Messenger RNA from Sporothrix brasiliensis 5110, 1347 nucleotides. RefSeq names its product alpha-1,3-mannosyltransferase. The coding region runs from base 1 to 1347 and encodes 448 amino acids. NCBI's taxonomy places the organism in Eukaryota, Fungi, Ascomycota, Sordariomycetes, Ophiostomatales, Ophiostomataceae. Gene Ontology annotation, cellular component: endoplasmic reticulum. Gene Ontology annotation, molecular function: dol-P-Man:Man(5)GlcNAc(2)-PP-Dol alpha-1,3-mannosyltransferase activity. The transcript is spliced from 2 exons. The record is from RefSeq and is a predicted model, not a curated record.
AUGGCGCCACCGCCUCCGAAACGCCCACAGGCUGCGGCGCCUCCUUCAGCCUCGUCCUCGUCGCCUCCACUCCGCCUCCAGGUGGUCCAGUUCGUGCUCGACGUGCUCACGGGCCGCAGCGCGCUGUCUGUCCUUGUUCCGUUUGGCCUCUUUGCCCUCGACGCGGUCCUGUGCGCCCUCGUCGUCUGGAAGGUGCCGUACACGGAGAUCGACUGGGUCGCGUACAUGGAGCAGAUUGGCCAGUUCGUGGCGGGCGAGCGCGACUACACGCAGAUGGCGGGCGGCACGGGCCCGCUGGUGUAUCCGGCGGCGCACGUGUGGGCGUACACGGGGCUGUACUACGUGACGGACGCGGGCCGCAACAUUUUGCUGGCGCAGCAAAUCUUUGCCGGCGUCUACCUGGCGGCGCUGGCCCUGGCCAUGGCUUGCUAUUGGGGUGCGAAUGCCCCUCCUUACGUCUUCCCCCUCCUGAUCCUGUCAAAACGGCUGCACAGCAUCUACAUGCUCCGGUGCUUCAACGACGGCAUCGCGGCGCUCUGCCUGUGGGCGGCCAUCUUCUUCUUCCAGCGCCGCUACUGGGCGCUCGGCCUGCUGGCGUAUGCCUGGGGCCUGGGCACCAAGAUGAGCCUGCUGCUGAGCCUGCCCGCUGUCGGCCUUGUUCUUCUGUACGGCCGUGGCUUCCGCGGCGCGGUGCGGCUGGCCGCCGUUCUCAUUCAGGUCCAGUUCGCCAUUGCCAUUCCGUUCCUGCUGGAGAACCCCCAGGGCUACCUGGGCCGGGCGUUUGAGCUGUCGCGCCAGUUCUUCUUCAAGUGGACGGUCAACUGGCGGUUUGUGGGCGAGGAGGUCUUUCUGAGCCGGCCCUUUGCGCUCGGCCUGCUGGGCGUGCACGUCGCGCUGUUGGCUCUGUUUGCCACGACGCGUUGGCUGCGGCCGGCGGGGCCACUGGCGUCCGUUGUGGCGCCUCUCCUCCGAUUUGCACCGCCCUUCACCGACAGCGAAGAAGCACAGCUGUCGGCCCGCGCCGCGUCCCCGCGCUUUGUGCUCACAACCGUGCUGACGGCCAACCUUGUCGGCCUGCUGACAGCCCGCUCGCUGCACUACCAGUUCUACGCGUACCUGGCCUGGACGACGCCGUACCUGCUGUGGCGCAGCGGCGUGCAUCCCAUUGUCCAGUACGGGCUGUGGGCCGCGCAGGAGUGGGCGUGGAACGUGUUUCCCAGCACGCCUGUCAGCUCGGGCGUUGUUGUGGCAGCGAUGGCGGUGACGGUCGCGCUCGUCUGGUGGGGAGCCACCGAGGAGUAUGCCCCAGUUGUCAGAGUGGGGGCGAGCGAGAAAAAGGAGGAGUGA